Messenger RNA from Danaus chrysippus (African queen), 1767 nucleotides. The record is from the annotation of a GenBank genome assembly. NCBI's taxonomy places the organism in Eukaryota, Metazoa, Arthropoda, Insecta, Lepidoptera, Nymphalidae.
AUGGAUAUUUUACGCCAUUUUCAAAACAUUGCUUGGUGUAAACCAGACUGGUGCUAUCCCAGUAUGAGUAAAGAAACCAAUGAGUUACUAAGACAAUGUAUUGACUUGCCACAAGUUGAAUUAUGUGAUGACAUUGAAGAGUUUAUCAAAAGGAGUAAAGCUUUCCCCAUUCCAUUUCCCAUAAAUACAGUAAGGUUGGAAGAGUUAAAACAGCGCAAAUCAUUAGAUAAGUUAAAAAGGAACAUUGUUUCAACAUACCCGUUAAUACAUGAGAGAGUAUUGCUGCUGAUGACUCAUUUCCUCAUUUAUAAAAGAGAGUUUGGGUCCAGUAUUGAAAAAACAUUCUACAAAGAUAUGAGUGUGCCAGAAUUAAUUGAAAGAAUAUUAAAGAAUAGAGCAGUAUCAUUCUUAGGCCCACACGAUAGAUACCAACUUAUUACAGGAGAAACUGGUUCAGAGGGCUGGGAGUCUGUGGGUACAUUACAACAGAAGGCUCCCCUAGUACUGGAGAACUGUCUGAGUUAUGAUGAGAUGAAGUUGUCGUCUAUGUUGUAUGUGAGCGGGCUGACUUACUGUAUCAAUGAUGGGAGGAGGAACAACUCGGGAGUCGUGGAGGAGGAGGGAGUGGAAGAGGAGGCUGUUAUUAUUGGUUUGAUUGGUCCUCGUUUCCAACGUCGAUGUCGUAUGGAUAACGAAGAUAUUCUGAUAACCGAAGAACAGAAUUGUAUUGAAAAUGGUUAUGGUGAGGAAGUUACUCCAACAACCUGCCUCAAUGUAUUGAAGACGACUUACGUUAGAAAUAAUCAGUCUUCAAAACAUAUGUGGAGACAAAUGUGGUCCGAAUUUUACCAAGUCCAUAGCUACACUUAUGAAGAACUUUCAUCAUAUAUAACGAUACACGAUAAAGAUAAAAGGUACAUGGAAAGAUAUGUAAAGAAACCGAACAGUGAAGAUAUAUUUGACAAUGAGGUGUAUUACAAACGGAUAUGCAUUUUAGCCGAAACUACUCUCAUGGAGGCCGAGUAUAGAGCGAGUGAAUGUGGAAAGAAUGCGUUCAUUAAUGUUGUCGGAUGCGGUUUGGGUGUAUGGAUGACAUCCCCACAUCAACCAGAUGUAUAUGUAUUAACAUUCCUUGAGAGGAUCCGGGCUUUCCUUAAGAAGGAUCUAUUAAACCACGUGACAGACGUUAACUUUGCCUACAUACAAGCCAGUCCGAGUAUAGAUGCUCUCUUCACAAAUUCUGAGCAGAAUGAUUCGCCAGUUGAGAAGCGCAUAUUCUUUGAAAGUAAACGACAUCCAAAUGGUGGAAUAAACAUUCAGUUGGAGAACAGAGAGCCUUCGUCCAAGUUGUCAGGCGAACACGCGGGCAAGUUACUAGUCAUGACUUACCCCUGGGACGGAAACGCGCACCCGGGAAACGAAUUCUGGUUCGGUUCGCUGAAAACGUCGGGUGACCCAGCGGCCGCGUGUUCAACUCAAGUGUCUGAACUACACAACGCUCACAUCAACACGACGCUCACACGACACACUGUGAGAGUGGCGGCAGAGGGGGGACUACUACCGAUGAGGGAAUACUGUCUCACUCACACACAACAGUUGAAGAAGCUGUCAUCAUCAGGCGACCCGGCGGCCGCGUGCUCCACACAAGUAUCUGAACUACACAACGCUUAUAUUAACACCGCUGUGACGGGACACAAUCUGAGAGUGGCCGGCCGCGGUGGGGUCAGACCUCUCAAGGACUACUGUCUCGCUCUCACAUCCGAAUAA